CCGCCAUCAAUUCAUUCGCGACGCGUCCUAUUCGCGCCCACUCUACACGAACAUACCAGCUCAACUCUUCCUGCUGCAACGACGAAAGCAGCGCCAACAUGCCAUACAACAAUACGCCUAUCGCGCCAUCAAACGAGGUCACUGGCACCGUCUCACUGCCUCUCGCUCGCGUCAAGAAGAUCAUAAACGCCGAUCCUGAUAUCAACCAAUGCUCCAACAAUGCCGCCUUCGUGAUCACGGUUGCCACUGAGAUGUUCUUACAACAUCUGGUCGAGCAGGCAUACAACCAAGUGAAAUCAGAACAUGGACCCAAACCGAGGCGUAACAUUCAAUACAGAGACGUCGCCAACGCCGUAGCUCGUGUCGAAAACCUCGAAUUCCUGACAGACGUGGUGCCGAGGACGAUGACGAUGAAGCAGUACAAACAGAAAGCUGCCAAGGACGCUGCAGCGGGAGCAGCAUCCGCAGAGAAUGGAGCACCUGGGAAAGGCCAGGGAACACUAGAUGGACACGUUGGAGCCAAUGGCUCUGCGGCUGGACCAGCACCAGCUAAGGACCCAGUGAAAGAAAUUGCAGCACAGGAGGGAGCUCACGGCACAAUUGACGAAGAAAUGCGGGAUUCAUGAUUGCAUUCUUGGGAUUUCAUGGAAUCCAGCGAUGGCGUUCACGGGCCAUGAGAUCGGAGCUGAUGUGGGCUUUGCCGCUGCGACAGCAUGAGCAGCGCUCGAGGUCACGCGAAUUUAGACUUGAGUUUUCUGCUUGUCACCCAGGAUAUUGACGCGGCACCAUGACUGGAAAAGCACCCGAGCGAAGCCAUG
Molecule: messenger RNA, 818 nt
Organism: Cercospora beticola
Lineage: Eukaryota; Fungi; Ascomycota; Dothideomycetes; Mycosphaerellales; Mycosphaerellaceae
Product: histone-fold domain-containing protein
Biological process (GO): DNA-templated DNA replication
Cellular component (GO): nucleus; CHRAC
Molecular function (GO): protein heterodimerization activity
Source: RefSeq, a predicted model, not a curated record